UAUCGCAGACAUUCCACAGCCACAGAAAGACUGCAAAAGCGAUCCGUUAUAGGAGGGACUCUGCCUGUUACUCUGUUCAGUUGCACAAGGAGCUCCGUUUCUACAGCAGAACGUUCUAGAAGCAGCAUGACAAAGCUAUUAACACUGAAAUUCCUGGGAUUUUUCUAAGGCGUUAUCCAGGUAUGGACACUCUCUCUUUGUAGCAUUUUUUCACCCCUGUAAAGUUGUUGUAACUUCAGAAGAAAACUAGAAGCACGAGGUACGUGGUUUUCUACUGAACAGUUAACCAGUAAAUUCAAGCUUCUUUAAACCUGCGUGCCGAUUUUCUGAUGGAUGUGGCUUGAAGGCCCGACGAUGGGGAACACAAUUCGAGGUGUGGUUGCCUUUAUCCCUUCUGAGAAAUGCCAAACAUUCCUGGUGGGGGAGUUGAAGGAGAUGCCCAUUGACCGCAUGGUCGACCUGAGCGGGAGGCAGCUGCGCAGGUUCCCUCUGUUGGCGUGUCGCUUCAGCGAGCUGGUCAAACUCUACCUGAGCGACAACCACCUGCAGAGCCUGCCCCAAGAGCUGGAAGGGCUGAGCAAGCUGCAGAUUCUGGCACUCGACUUCAACCACUUCAGAGAGCUCCCCCAAGUGGUGUGCAGCCUGAAGCAACUCAACAUCCUCUACCUGGGUAACAACCGCUUGCACUCCCUGCCCUGGGAGCUGAGCCUGCUCACCGAACUCAAGGCCCUCUGGAUCGAGACCAACUACUUCAGCGAACUCCCGGCGGUCAUCAGCCAGCUGGCCAACCUCAAGACCCUCCACUUGGGCUACAACCAGCUGCGCUCCCUGCCCGAGGAGCUGGGCCGCCUGAAGGAGCUACGCAGCAUCUGGCUCUCGGGAAACCUGCUCUCCGAGUUCCCCCCCGUGCUGCUGGAGAUGCACUUCCUGGACGUGAUCGACGUGGACAGGAACAGGAUCCGCCGCUUCCCCAGCCUGGCGCAUCUCCGGGGCCUGAAGCUGGUCAUCUACGACCACAACCCCUGCGUCAACGCGCCUGCCGUCUCCGAAGGCGUCCGGAGAGUGGGGCGGUGGGCCAACAACACGGAGGAGGCUGGGGAGGAGAAGGGGAAUAGAGACGAGCAGCCGCCGCCACCAGCCGACACCAAGGAGCUCCCCGCAGAGGAGCAAAGCGAAGCCGAGCAGGAGGCCGCAACCUAGGCCGGACAGCGAUCAAACUCCUCAUGACAAAGUCCCGUUUAAUUUCAGGAGCAAAGCCACGCUUCAUGAGCAAACAGUACUCAUUAUUCACUGGUAGGUCAAUCCGCUGUACGCUAGUGGCUCAAAAUGUUAUCUGUAUAAUCAGUUUAAAUACAGGAUAAUGUGACUUUCCAACAUCUAUGAUGACACAGACCUGACAGAGAAACGUUUAAGGGAGAUGUACUUUGGCAAAACAACAUUUCCACAUACAACCGAGGACUCUAAUGUGAGGGGGAAAAAAAAUCUCAAAACUUGCUUUCCAAACUCUGAGUUUAGGACUGUUAGAGAAUACUUAAUUGGAAGAACGUAUAACUGCAUUUUUUAUCAUAUGCAUACAAAUACUAAUAAACAUUCAUGUUUUAAAUAGAUUGUAGAGCAUUGUCAGAAUUUUGCUCAGCAAGAAAACUUUCUUCCUGAAAGAAACCAUCUCAGCUGAAGGUCAGUAGCAGGACUGAUUCAAUGGUAUGGUAUGUCAUUUAGGAUAAACAAGCCAGUAGUUCAAAGUCACCACAACCUAACAAGUGAAAUAUUUUUAUGAACUCGAUAAGUAAGUUCAGCAGUAGUUAAUAUACUCUAUGCAAACUACACCUAACGCAAGCUCGCCACUAAUACUCGAAGAUUAAUUCCGAUUUCUGAACACCUGACAUGCAUACUCCUCAAACAACAGUUUGCAGAAUAAGUUUACAGACUUGUUUGGCUCUAUCACAGAUCUGUCAAGUGUCUCUUUGAAGCCACAUUUUUUGCUUUAAUCUUGAGCUACACAUUCUCCACAAGGAUUGUUACAAAAACAUUAACAUAAUGAACAGGUUAUUCACACUUGUUGGGAGAGAAGAAUUAACUCUUUGAGAAAAAGCUCCACGCUUAUAAGGCACAGGUUUACCCUUUAUCAUCUGGUUUUCUAUACCUUUUCUACAUCUAAAGCUCUAAUUAUCUCUCACGUUUAAUUGUUUGCUUCUUGGCUUAUCAGUUGCUUGAGUUUUAGGAUGCCAGUUUGCCAAUAUCAUAACAUGAUUGUUUUAUUGACUGUUUCUUGCAGUUAAAGAAAAACUGCAUUCUAAUUCUUAACACUUAAGGAGCUAGUUAGUAAACUACCUUUCCACCCCAAAUCAAAGUUGAUCUGUUUGGGACUGCAGACCUUAAAUGAGAAUUUAAGACUUCAAUAAACCACUAUUCUGACAGGGGCCAUUAGAGAUCAGGUAAUCAACAGACACAAAUUCAGUUACAAAUAAAAUACAAAAAAUGUAUCAGUAACUUUGGAAUAGAAAUUUCAGUUUAGAAGUAGUAAAGAAUAAAAACGGACUAAUGGAAACUUCAAAUAUCUAAUCAUAUGAGCCAUGAUGACACCGAUUGACACUGUUUUGUGUUAAAACUUUCAACUGGGCUGUCAGGAACAGGAUGCCUGACAUGCCAUUGUAGGUUCUCACUCUGUAACACUGUAAAUAUUAAAAUAAAUCAUUUGAACUUGUGAAAGACAUGGUUUGUAUUAAAAAAAGAGCAUUUUAAAGGACAAUCAUACAGUAUACUUCUUACUGACUGUAUGCAUGGAGCCAGAUUAAUAAUUCACAUUUAUCCUUUGCAGACAUAGAACACGAAUCCUUCUGAGGUGCUAAGCAUAGAAAUAUUCAAGUAUCGUUGAAGCGGAAACAUCCGACUUCUCUUGCUGCUGUUCUGUCAGGAGGCUGCAGCUGAAAUUGAACGCUUAUU
This is a messenger RNA of Lepisosteus oculatus (spotted gar), 2943 nucleotides long. RefSeq names its product leucine rich repeat containing 10 (gene lrrc10). Lineage: Eukaryota; Metazoa; Chordata; Actinopteri; Semionotiformes; Lepisosteidae. Gene Ontology annotation, molecular function: protein binding. The record is from RefSeq and is a predicted model, not a curated record.